AUGUCACCUAACACCGUCGCUCUUCAACAAGCAACCCAAAGCUUUGUAAGCAAACAGAAAUCAAAAGAACAAAUCAAGAGAAAUGGUAAUUUUGAGCAAGAUUUAGUAUGGCUAAAUAUUAUUGUAUAUGUAGUUUUUCAUUCUUUGGCACUUUGGGGAUUUUGGCGACUUUUUACUGGUAAAUUCAUGUGGACAACAUAUGUAUUUAUGCAUAGUUAUGGCUUGUUAUGUGCCUUUGGAGUAACAUGUGGAGUUCAUCGUCUUUGGUCUCAUAAAGCCUAUAAAGCCAAACUGCCUUUACGAAUCAUUCUAAUGUUGAUGCAAUCAGCUACCUUGCAGGAUAAUAUCUACAUUUGGACCAGGGACCAUAGGCUACAUCACAAAUAUACUGAUACUGAUGCUGAUCCAUAUAACUCAAACAGGGGAUUCUUUUUCUCCCACGUUGGAUGGUUAUUAAUGAGGAAACAUCCGCAAGUUAAAAAUAAAGGGAAGACCAUUGACAUGAGUGAUGUUGAAGCCGACCCCGUUGUCAAAUUUCAAAGAAAGUAUUAUGUUCCAUUGGCCCUAUCUUUGGGAUUAAUUGUUCCAACAGUAUUCUCGACGUAUAUGUUGGGCGAAUCUUUCAUUAACUCCUGUUUUUGUUCAAUUAUGAAAAGUAUAUUGACGUUAAACAUGACUUGGUCCGUUAACAGUGCGGCACAUCUCUGGGGAUGGAAGCCCUAUGACAGGACUAUCAACCCAGUUGAAAAUCUAGCCGUUGCCAUCAUGUCCUCGGGAGAAGGCUGGCACAACUACCACCAUACCUUCCCAUGGGACUACAAAGCUGCCGAACUUGGCAACUACCGUUAUAAUGUAAGUACCGGAUUUUUAGAUCUCAUGGCUUAUUUAGGACAAGCAUACGAUCUCAAAACAGUAUCAGAAGACAUGAUUAAAAAACGAGCUGCAAGAACAGGAGAUGGAUCAUACAAAUUCGAUAAAGUUCCUUUUGAAAAUGGUUAUACAAAAGAGCCUCACAACUUCCAUGAUGACUCUGUGUGGGUUCGAGAUGAUAAGGAUAUGAAGGAUGAGGA
Molecule: messenger RNA, 1070 nt
Organism: Diabrotica balteata
Lineage: Eukaryota; Metazoa; Arthropoda; Insecta; Coleoptera; Chrysomelidae
Source: the annotation of a GenBank genome assembly